Vicia faba (fava bean) is the source of this 393-nucleotide messenger RNA. Lineage: Eukaryota; Viridiplantae; Streptophyta; Magnoliopsida; Fabales; Fabaceae. The record is from the annotation of a GenBank genome assembly.
AUGCCGCCUUCAACGCCAUCACCGCGAAACUCCAACGAAGGCUACUCAACCGGUGCAUCCAUCUUUCCGACCAAUGCUCACUCCAACGUGAAUCAAGCUACAUCGGUUCAUCGCUGCUAUACACCUAAUUUCAUUCAGAUCCCAACACAACAAUUUCAAAACAUAAGCUAUGAAAUUCUUGAACAAAGGAAGAAGGAGAUAUCACUAUUGUCAGAACCCAACUGUGGCUAUCAAACCGGAUCUGCCACUGCACACCGCACCACCGCCAAUCCCGGAUCCGCUGCGCUACCCUAUGUUAGAGUCGAUCAACACUUUCAUCAGGGAAGAGUUCGUUUUGGGUUUAAGAAGAAGAAUAGUGUGGUUGAAAGAGAAAGAGGAUAUUUGUAUUUGUGA